This is a messenger RNA of Patiria miniata (bat star), 3513 nucleotides long. RefSeq names its product solute carrier family 49 member A3-like. The record is from RefSeq and is a predicted model, not a curated record. The coding region runs from base 121 to 1644 and encodes 507 amino acids. The transcript is spliced from 10 exons. NCBI's taxonomy places the organism in Eukaryota, Metazoa, Echinodermata, Asteroidea, Valvatida, Asterinidae. Gene Ontology annotation, molecular function: transmembrane transporter activity. Gene Ontology annotation, biological process: transmembrane transport. Gene Ontology annotation, cellular component: membrane.
CAAAUUCACGUGAUGCAUGGCAAAUAGCUGCAAGCAAGCGCAUAGCUAGGACUACUGACAGUGCAGCUGUGGUUGGUACGAAUUGGACUUGGUGUUAUUUACCUUUCCAGGCAGUUAGGAAUGGAUGAUGAAAAGCUGCUGCCUGAUGUUCUUGAUGCCCCAGUGCCAUUGAUUUCUCAACCAUUGAACACAAGAAAGGAGAUGAUGUCUAGCAGUAGUGGUUCUAUCGCUACAACCAGGUCCAUUCCAGCACAGAGUCAGAUCUACAAAGUCUACAAGCGACGAUGGUAUAUGUUGAGUGUGUUAGCUGUGCUCAACCUAUCCAAUGCCAUAGGCUGGAUAACAUUUGCACCAGUUGCCGAUCUGACAGCUUCUUACUACAAUACAACAUUUGCCAAUGUGAACUGGCUAUCCCUAGAAUACAUGGUAGCAAGUAUCCCUGUGGGUUUCUUCUCAGCAUGGAUUCUGGACAGCUUUGGCUUGAGAAUUGGAUUGAUGAUGGGUGCGUGGCUGAAUGUUGUUGGUCUUGCUGUUCGAUAUAUCAGUACUAUCCAUCAGUUGAAGGGACAGAUCAGGUUCAUCGUUCUCUUAAUUGGCCAAGGGAUCGCAGCCAUGGCCCAGCCGUUUCUCCUGUUUGCCCCAACAAAAUUAGCUGCCUUGUGGUUCCCAGAAAGCCAACGAGCCAUAGCCAACACACUGGGAUCAGCAUCUAACCCACUGGGAAUAUUAGCUGCAUUCCUUUUGUCCAAGAUCAUUGUGAAAGAGGAAAGUGAUCUUCCAACAAUGUUAUGGAUCUAUAUCAUUCCUGGAGGUGUAGCAGCAGUAAUGAUGACGUUAGGAUUCUGUAGGAGUAUUCCUCCCACGCCACCCAGCGCAAGUGCUGCUGAAUCCAGUGAAUCAUUCGUACAAGGCUUGAAAAAAAUAAUACGCAACCGUGCCUACCUGUUGCUUGUGCUGGUGUUUGGUUCUGGGCUGGGCUUGUUCAACACUAUCAGUUCAUUGGUGGAGCAGGUCCUCUGUUCAAAAGGCUAUGAUGAUUCCUUUGCAUCCUUGGUUGGGGCAUUGAUGAUUGGUGGUGGAAUAAUUGGAGCCAUUAUUGCCGGUGCGUACGUGGAUAAAACCAAGAAGUUUGAACCUACUGCCAAGCUGUGCUUCACUUCAGCUGUACUUGGACUCAUCGCCUUCUGUUCGUUAGCAUGCUACCGAGGGCUGGAUGUGUACGUAGCAGUGACUGCAGGGGUAUUUGGAACGUUUGGCUUCGGUGCCUACCCAGUUAUCAUGGAGCUUGGUGUUGAGACUACAUUUCCUGUUUCUGAAGCAACCACCACUGGAUUUCUGUUCAUGGCAGGGCAAGUGCAAGGCAUCCUCGGAAUCCUGCUCAGCCAGUUCUUAGGACGAGACCUGUCUACAGCCCAACUAGGUUAUUCCAAGUGUCUGGCAUCGGUCACACCUCAAGAUUUAACCAUUCCCCUGUUGGUCUUUGCUGGCUAUGCAGCCUUCAAUGCCUGCAUCUUCCUGUUGUUCUUCAGGACAGACUAUCGAAGGUUGAAAGCAGAGGAGCGCCAUGCAGCAGACAGCAUAUUAAACUUUAGUAGUCACUCGCAUGGUACCCCAGUAACCAGCCAGGGCGACACUACCUCAUGAGAACCAACAAUACAACUCAGUCCUCAGGUUUGAAAAUGGGGUCAAAAGUUCAUCUUUCAAUGUGACCCAAAAAUGCUGGAAAUCUCUGUUUUGGGACAAAAUAUCUGAAAUGUACCCUUUGAUGCCAUCACAGGAAGAUGUAGAUGUCUAUUAUGUGAAUUUCAGACAUUGUGUCUCAAACAAGGAAUUUCCAGACAUUUUUGGGUUCAUGAUGUUCACCGUCUGGUCUGGCUCUAGGAAUUGAUUAUCGCAUCUGGAGACAUGUAAAGUCGUCUGUUGUACACACUUCCGUACAAAGUAAAGGUUUUGGCAAGGUUUGAACAAGACACUGCUGUAUUAUAGUCUCAAGCAACAAUACUUUGUCGUGAUUGAAUUAAAACAAAGCACUAUGAUGUUCUAGCUGAUAUAUUGGCUUACCCACUCCAGCAGGUGCCAUUUGAGGCCUGCAAAUUGUGAAGAGUUCAGACUAAGUUCAAGAAAUAAACAUAAAUUCAUCUGCCUUUCUACUGUGCCUUAAAAGGAGGAGUUAAUAUAAUAUUAAAAACCUCAAAAAUCACAUUUCUAGAAUUACCAUGGAGAAAAUAAGGCACCUAAUGGCUUGUACAUUUGUUAAUGUUUGAAAUUGAAACUCUGAAAUUGAUUCAAUUGAAUAUACCUGUAUCUAUACAUAAACAUCUUUAUACAUGUGAAAUUGAGAACAAAAAUUCAGAUGUUUGAAACAGCCAAAUUAAUAACAAUACAUGUAUUUGUUGCUUCAUUCUUAUCAAUGUAAUGAAAAUGAGACUUGAAAAGUGACACAUUUGAAAUGAAUGUUAAGAGAUGAAUAGUGGAUUGUGCUGGAUAUGCCUGUACUUGGGGAUGAUGUAGUGUUCUUCACUGAACACAUGUACAUAUUGAUGUUCCACGACUCGGACAGUAAUGCAAACAACGUGAUUUCUAAAAAAUUUCCUUCAAAAGAACUGAAGUUAAAGACUGCUCUCAACAGAUGAAUUACUUAAGCCCAAAAAAUUGCCUCUCUGUAUUAUUUCCAAUAUAGACAUUGUUUAAGCAUGAUUUAUGUUUUAUUUCAGAACAAUUUGAAGUUUUAACUUCAGAUUAACUUUCCCUAAUUUACAGAUAAGCUGCUUUUAAGUCAAAUGAUAUACUUUGACAAAUCCUAUCUUUAAUUUGAAUAUGGAUUGGAGAAUGAAGACAGCAAUAAGGAAUGACUUUCUUAAGCUGGAAGCAAAGCGUCUCAUUUGCAAAUCUAAAGACUAGUCCUUUUAAUUAAUUAAGGGUCCAAAGUCUGACAUUAUUCUUGUCCCUGUUUCCUCUGAAUUUGUAAUUUGCCAUUCAAGUAUCAUUAAGAAUAUUUCAAAUGAAAUGUAUUUUAUUUGUUGGGUAGGUUGUUUGCUAUUCAUAAUCACUCUUGGAGGAAAUCAUAGAUGUCAGAUUAAACAGGGCCAGGAACAGGGGAAAAAAGUGGACCCCAAAUUUAUAGAAUGACCCAUCACAAACCUUUGGUUCUCUGGCCUUAGCAUACAUGUAGUGUGGACAAUAUGAAGUACAGUACUACACUGUGGCUUAACCCCUCUCCCCCUCCUCAAGAUGGGACAUGGUGCUAUUUUAUACACAGUCUUUGAGCAAUGCCCAUGUCAGAUUGGGGUUACAGUCACCCGAACCGAUGUAUUUUGUAAAUAUGAAUUACAAACAUGAAAAAUCUAUCAUUUAAAACAGUAACUCCAGAGCAUCUUUACUCUAUGCCUCGCUCUAGUCCGAAAAUUUAUGCAAAAAGGUCCGUGUAAAACUGAGGUGUAUUCUGGUUCUACUUCCGCACUCCUAAUACUUGUUGGUUUUUGGGGCUACUCUUGAAAAACAUUGUUUACUCAU